Messenger RNA from Zonotrichia albicollis (white-throated sparrow), 1251 nucleotides. RefSeq names its product gem nuclear organelle associated protein 2 (gene GEMIN2). Gene Ontology annotation, biological process: spliceosomal complex assembly; spliceosomal snRNP assembly. The record is from RefSeq and is a predicted model, not a curated record. Gene Ontology annotation, cellular component: spliceosomal complex; SMN complex; nucleus. NCBI's taxonomy places the organism in Eukaryota, Metazoa, Chordata, Aves, Passeriformes, Passerellidae.
GCGAGAGCAGCGGCAGCGGGCGGGCUCUGCCGCCGGGGCGGCGCGGCCAUGGAGUCGGGCAUGGAGGAGCUGAUGCCGCGGCUGCUGCCCGUGGGCGACUGUGACCUGGCCGAGGACUUCGACCCCACCGUGCCUCCCAGGACGCCCCAGGAGUAUCUGAAGCGUGUCCAGAUUGAAGCAGCUCGAUGUCCUGACGUGGUCGUGGCGCAAAUAGAUCCCAGAAAAUUGAAAAGGAAGCCGACAGUAAACAUUUCAAUUUCUGGAUGUCAGCCUGCUCCUGAAGGAUACUCUCCAACGCUCAAGUGGCAGCAGCAGCAAGUGGCCAAUUUCUCAGCUGUUCGUCAGAGCCUGAACAAGCACAGGAAUCACUGGCGGUCACAACGUUUGGACAGCAAUGUUACUAUGCCAAAAUCAGAAGAUGAAGAAGGCUGGAAGAAGUUCUGCCUCGGGGAAAGAAUAUACUCAGAAAUAGAUGCACUAUCUGAUAAUGAAAAUUUAGGAAUUGAUUACUUGAAGGUGGGCUUUCCCCCUUUGCUAAGUAUUGUAAGCAGGAUGAAUCAGGCAACAGUAACCAGUGUCUUAGAAUACCUGAUAAGCUGGUUUGGAGAGAAAAAAUUUACUCCAGAACUGGGUAGAUGGCUUUAUGCACUGCUGGCAUGCCUUGAAAAACCUCUGCUACCUGAAGCUCACUCCCUUAUUCGACAGCUGGCGAGACGAUGUUCAGAAGUCAGGGCACUGGAGGAGAGCAAGAAUGAAGAACAAAUAUCAGCUCUGAACUUGAUAAUCUGCUUAGUUAGUAGGUACUUUGAUCAACGUGACCUGGCUGACGAGCCUUCCUAGGCUGUUUUGAGAACAUCCAGUAUUUUGCAUUGUCACAGUACAAAGAGCAUUAUCAGACUUAAAAGCAAGACACUGCACUGUUCAGACCUGGAGUAUUACACACUCCCUUCAGAACACCCUCACACUAAUGCAUUUGGGACAGCUGUGAAUAACUUCAGCUGAGUUUGUCAGUGUCUCCAAUACCAUCAUCACCAUCAUUGUAAAGUGGUAACUGAAGUGUCCAGCAUCAUCUCUCAAGCUCCUGUCUUUGUAAACUACAUUCUUGGUUAGAAAUUUCUACAAUCUGAGUAAUCUAUGGACACUGCUAUUAGGUGAAGUCUGAGGUUACAUUACAGAUUAUUAUUCUUUUUCUAACAGACUUACUGAGGACUUUUUUAAUAAAGUGAAAGGAUUUUAAAGACUGUUCUUAAA